CAGCAUCUCCGACUAUCACAGAAUCAUCGCAUCAUCAAGAAUACGCCGUGCAGAUGACCCAUGUACAAGCCUGCACCGCCUAGGCCGAAGAAGACCGAUAUCAUCCGCUCGCGCGAUGGCUGUACCAGCUGUCGCAAGCGCAGAACAAAGUGUGAUGAGCAGAAGCCAGCAUGUGGGACUUGCGUCAGAUUGGGGAAGGAAUGCGAAUAUGUGAAACCUGGCCUCAGGUUUCAGGUUGUAACCGGGCAGAGGUCGAGAUCCCCGUCGUCAAGUGAAACAUCGUCCAAUGCGACGGCACAGGAGCUGGCUGGUGACCAAGGCUCCAGCACUCAAACUGGGCAGAGACUCCGGAUCGAAACCGGCAGUCUGGUCAAAUCUCUGCAGACGACGGAGCGGGACAUCUUCUACACCACCUAUUGGGAGGACCGCUGUCUACCCGCCUUACACCCCGUCUUCCACUCUACCACACUCCUGGUCCCCGACAUAUCGAUCAUUAGAGACGCGGUGCUUGCCCUGUCUUCUUGCAAUAUUAGCCGUCUCCGUGGGGAGCGCAAAGUAUCGACGACCGCAGUGAUGGGCCCGUGGAGUCCGAGUCUAGCCCACCAGACCGCGAGCCAUUUGUAUUACUCCUCCGCCAUUCGGAGACUCGCUACCUUGACCUCGGUCGACCUUCACCACAAUAACACGGUCAUCCUCACGACGCUGGUGUUGUUCGCCCACCUGGAAUCCGCCAUGGGCAACUUUGCAGGCUUCUGCUGUCACGUGCAGGGGAUUAUGAAUCUCCUGGAGUGGCGGCAGGGUGUCGCAGACCCCACGAUCAAAUCGCUCCUCACCUCGUGGAUGCAGAUCCGUUAUGUGGUCUGGUGGGCUCGCGCCUACUUCAGCUCAGUAGAGAUUCAUCAGCAGUUGCCGUCCGUCCCGUUGCCCGUCUCGCUGGUCGGGGAUUUACCACACACCCCGCACGGGCGCCGGGUCCUGGUCUUGAGCAUCAUGUGCGAGUCCCAUCGCCUGAAUUUCAGGACUGUGCUUCAGUAUUGCCGGGGUCAGAUGAGCCCCCUGGGAACCGGAGAUGAUCCAGCGACGUGUAUCUCCCGACUCCGCCAACAGGCUGCAAAACUAGACGAGUGGCUCGCGCACCUCCCGCCCGCCGAGCAGCCCAUCUACGGCCCUAUCGACCCGGCCGGCAGCCCGACCAUCCACUUCUCCUCGCACAGUGCAGCACUGAACUACGCAUACUACGUCGUAGCGCGCAUCAUGCAAUGCAGUGGUUUUCUUACCCUCCUGCAUACCCCACACUCAACCUCGCUUGAUCACCAUCCCCACGAGGAAGACGUAUGGGUCCAAGCCCUCGUCCGCAUCGCCCAAGGCACCGACAUGCAGACCUCCCUCACGCGCAACAGCUACACCAUCGGAUUCACGGGCCUGCUGCUGGCGGGGAUCCUGCGAUGUCGAACCCUGUCGGUCGGGCUGGCGAUCGAGCAAUGGCUGCAGACGCUACUGGAUCUGCAGCCGACCGAGGAAGGCGCGUUCCCUGUGUACCAGACCCUCAGCGUGGUGCAAGCGAUCAACCGGCAGAGGGCGGUCGGGCGGGAUGUGUUUGCCGUGACGCAGCCGGUGGACGAUGGCGGAGGGUCGCCCAAGGUCACGGCGUAUAACAGUCAGUCAAUCAGUUGUCUUGUGUUUCAUGGGUACUGUCGACAGAAAGGGGGUGUUUUUGAGGAGUGUGUCGUGUUAGAGGGGUAGGUUUUAUUAUUCUCAUGUCUUGAUGCCUCAGCUGUCUGUAGUCCAGCGGUAGGUACUGUACCCCCCUUGCAGUCAAGAGGGUCAAUCACAAAAAGCCAUAAUCAAAAUCGACAGAUCAAUGGAACAACAACAAAAAUCAAUUUCUAAUCAGUAUACUACAGAGUGGAGAUGCGUCUAAGCCGGCUUAGCUCUCCUCUAGUUCUCCUCAGCAGGAGCCGGGGCAUCCAGCGGGGUGGACAGUCCC
Molecule: messenger RNA, 1987 nt
Organism: Aspergillus japonicus CBS 114.51
Lineage: Eukaryota; Fungi; Ascomycota; Eurotiomycetes; Eurotiales; Aspergillaceae
Product: Zn(II)2Cys6 transcription factor domain-containing protein
Exons: 2
Coding region: 61-1743 (560 amino acids)
Biological process (GO): regulation of DNA-templated transcription
Molecular function (GO): DNA-binding transcription factor activity, RNA polymerase II-specific; zinc ion binding
Source: RefSeq, a predicted model, not a curated record